AUGAGCCGCCGGCUCCUCUUGGCCUCCAAAAGGGCCUCUAGAGAGGCCCCCCAAGGGGCCCCUCAAGGGGCCCCCCUAGGGGCCCCUCAAGGGGCCUUCCCAGGGGCCCCCCCGGGGGACCUCCGAGGGGCCCCCUCGGGGGCCCUCCUGCCUAAUGCUGCCUCGGGGGUCUUUGCGAGGAGGCCCUUCUCUCCUCAGUUUCAAUUGCAGCAAAAUGUUUACCAAGAUGUGCAGCAGCAGGAGGCACAGGCCCCUCUUGAGGCGCGCAGCAGCAGCAGCAGCAGCAGUAGCAGCAGCAGCAGCACUAGCAGGAGCAGCAGCAGCAGCAGUAGCAGCAGCAGCAGCAGCAGCACAGGCACGUACUUGCUGCACCCCAUGUCGAUUCAUUUUGUGGCGACAGCAGCAGAACUGGGGAAGCAUUUCGAGUUUCUAAGGAAGCAGCAGCAGCAGCAAAGCCGCAUUAUUUACACGCAGCAAGAGCUGCAGCAGCUAAGGGCCCAGGGGACCCCCGGGGCCCCAGGGGGGCCCCCAGGGGCCCCCAGGGGCCCCCCAUUCUUGCCCAGUGGGCGGCGCCGCCGGCUGCAGCUGCAGGACUUUCAGCAGCAGGAGCAGCCGCAGUCAGUACCCUCUUGGGAGGCCUCCGGGGGCCCCCCGUGGGGCUCCCUGAGCAGCGGGGGGCCCCUCUGUCAGCCCGAGGGUACAGAGGGUACAGAGGGCCCCCCCAGCGGCGAAGGCCCCCAAGGGUCAGGGGUUUCCCACUCCCCAAAGGGCCCCCAGAGCUCAGGGGGCCCCCAACCGUUUGGAGGCCCCCUAGGAGCUGGCAGCAGCUCAGGAGGCACUGGGUCUUGGGCCCCCCCUGGGGCCCCUGGGGCCACGGGGGCCCCCGGGGUCCCGGGGGCCCCUUGGGCCCCAGGGCCCCCGGGGCCCCCAGAGGCG
Molecule: messenger RNA, 936 nt
Organism: Eimeria tenella
Lineage: Eukaryota; Apicomplexa; Conoidasida; Eucoccidiorida; Eimeriidae
Exons: 1
Source: RefSeq, a predicted model, not a curated record